CCCUGUCUUCCCUCACCCCUGACGCCUGUCAAGGCCCGACGCAUCCAGCAACGGCCUUGCGAACGGUGUCGAACUAGGGGAUACAGGACCGUCAUCCUCCCAAGUAUAUUUCCAGCCCUCGAGACCGCCAUCUCAUUUACGACUCUUCACGAUUACGAUUCUUCACGACUAUUUAUCAAUAUAUUACCACCCAGUCUGUAACAAAAUACCCCAAACCUGAACACUAUGGCAGACAUAGAGAAUGGGAGGUGCUACAAAAAGGAGGCAGAGAGCGGUCCCUCUCUUUUUCAGAACGGUGAUCUUGUUCUCCAACCCCACCAUGUAGGGUGGAUUGUCGCAACGUCUUUCACUCUCGUUGCAAUUGCCACGUCCUUCUGGUUGAUUAUCAAGCAUCUUCAGUGGUAUACCAAUAAAUGCGAACAACGCUAUAUUGUCCGCAUCCUCCUUCUCGUCCCCAUUUAUGCUGUCAUCAGUCUGGCGUCAUAUUUCUUCUGGAAUCACUCCACGCCGUUACUUUUGGUCCGCGACUGCUACGAGUCCACUGUACUCACUUCGUUCUUCUACUUGCUACUGAACUAUCUAUCAUCCGACCCUAAUGACCAGAGGGCGAUAUUCAUGAAGGCCGGUCUCUCUCGUGAGGCUGAGGCAAAAGCCAGAUUGGCGAGGAAGGAGCCCAAAAAAUGGGUAUUUCCUCUUGGAUCAGUCAAGUGGAAACCUAGCGAUGGCUUGUAUUUCCUACAAUGGAUGAAAUGGGGCGUCCUUCAGUAUUGCGUUAUUCGCCCAUUGACUACUCUCGCCGCCGUUAUUCUGAAUUACAUGGGACUCUACUGUGAAGAAUCCUAUGGAUUAGGCUGGGGCCAUGUCUAUAUUGUCACCAUCGUCUCCUUCUCUGUCAUGAUUGCCAUGUACUGCCUGAUUCAGUUGUACGUUUCCGUUGCCGAGAAGUUGAGGCCCCGUCGACCCAUUCUCAAACUCUUCGCCGUCAAGGCCGUCGUGUUCCUUACGUUCUGGCAAGCAACCUUUCUGUCGGUUUUGGCUAUGUUUGGUGUCGUCAAGAAUACGAAGUACAUGACCGCUGCUGACAUCAAUAUUGGCAUUGGUGCGCUACUGGAGACUUUCGAGAUGAUGCUUUUCGGUUUCUUGCAUAUCAGAGCAUUCACAUACAAAGACUAUCGACCCUUCUACGAUCCGCAGUCAAAGAACUCUCCUCCUAGUCGCACCCCAACGUUACGGUCUCUAGGUCACGCCAUGGAUUUCCGUGAAACAUUCCGGGAAAUAUGGCAAGGCUGUGUGUAUAUGUGGGCUAAGGUGUGGGGACGAGAGCCAAAACACGAUGAAGGCACCAAGCGAAUGGCCCAUUACGAGAGUGCAUUUGGUAAGGCCCGUAAGUCGCUUCUGGACGGACACAAGAGCACUUCUAUCGACAGGACACGUGCAUACGAUGCCGAGAAGCCGGGGAUGCAUGCGGCCACGUUCCCCGAUGUGCACAUUGAUGUCGACGAACAUAUUGACAUUGGCGGACAACGUCAGUGGUUAGGUCUUGGGAACGAUUAUGGUUAUGGUGUUCACAGGGAAAGGAGUGAUGAUUUGGAAGUCCAGAUAGAACGAGAGUUGGAACGAAGGCGCUAUGGAUCCUGCAAGUUAUUUCACAUUCCCGGUAGAGGCCAUAUCAAAGCCGUUUCCACCGAGCGUGGAGCUGUUGGAGAUCAUAGACAGCAGCGCUCUUGGUGGUGGUCACUAUAUAACCGGGUAUCUCAAUCCGGGCAAGACUUUGACGAAGAGGAGGUUGAUCUCACCCUGCGGCCUUCGAAGCGAAGGAGUAAGUCGAAGCCCAGGAAACGCUCCCGUCAACAUUCCAAGGAUGCGGAUACAGAUCGUAGCUUGUUGCAUGAUCCCAACAAUUUCGAUGACCCGCCUCCCCCGAGUUUGAUUCGUAUAAGUCGUGGCCAGGAUCAGAGUUCUCAUAUUCAGAGGAAACAGCAGAGAAACUUGUCAUCCUCUGGAACUUCCAAGUCCCAUACCAAUUCGCGUCGCUUCGAUUCAAAAUUGCAUCACAGUGCCAGACAGGACUCACCACGUUCACCUCCUUCUCAAAACCCAUACCAAAUACCCUUUAUCCAUCUCACUCGUUCCGACAGCCUUUUCGGUCGUGUUUUCCCUCCUAGUACAGAUCAUGCAACUUCGGGCAGACAUUCGUCUACUGCGAUAUUCUGCACUCGAAGUUUCUACGCCGGAAGACCCUGUUCAAGAGGAUGA
Molecule: messenger RNA, 2256 nt
Organism: Guyanagaster necrorhizus
Lineage: Eukaryota; Fungi; Basidiomycota; Agaricomycetes; Agaricales; Physalacriaceae
Product: DUF300-domain-containing protein
Exons: 14
Coding region: 226-2256 (676 amino acids)
Source: RefSeq, a predicted model, not a curated record